CUGCUAUUUUAUACUGAUGAGAGUUAGUUAUCUCCACAGAUAUCUUGACUGGCAUCGGUUGGUGGAAGUAAAACUCACAGAGGUACUGCAACCGAGAGGAGAAAUGGAGCUGCAGACAGUUCAGUUUGACCAAGAAACCUUCUGCUGUUCCAUCUGCCUGGAUCUACUGAAGGAUCCAGUAACUAUUCCCUGUGGGCACAGUUACUGUAUGAGCUGCAUUAAAAGACACUGGGAUAAAGAGAAUCAGAGAAGAAUGCAUAGCUGCCCUCAGUGCAGAGAGAACUUCACUGAGAGGCCAGUUAUAAAGAAGAACAGCAUGUUAGCAGCUGUACUGAAACAACUGAAGACGACUGGACUCCAAGCUGCUCCUGCUGAUCACUGCUAUGCUGGACCUGAAGAUGUGGCCUGUGAUUUCUGCACUGGAAGAAAACUGAAAGCCACCAAGUUCUGUUUGGUCUGUCUGGCCUCUUACUGUGAGAAACACCUUCAGCCUCAUUAUGAUUCAGCUACAUUUAAGAAACACAAGCUGGUGAAGCCCUCCAAGUACUUCCAGGAGAACAUCUGCUCUCGUCAUGAUGAGGUGAUGAAGAUAUUCUGCCGUACUGAUCAGAAGUGUAUCUGUUAUCUCUGCUCUGUGGAUCAACAUAAAGGCCAUGACAUAGUGUCAGCCGAAGCAGAAAGGACUGAGAGGCAGAGAGAGCUGGAGGAGAGACGAGGAAGAAUCCAGCAGGGAAUCCAGGACAGGGAGGAAGAUGUGAAGCUGCUUCAGCAGGAGGUGGAGGCCAUCAAUCACUCUGCUGAUAAAACAGUGGAGGACAGUGAGAAGAUCUUCACUGAGCUGAUCCGUCUCAUCCAGAAAAGAAGCUCUGAUGUGAAGCAGCAGAUCAGAUCCCAGCAGGAAACUGAAGUGAGUCGAGUCAAAGAGCUUCAGGAGAAGCUGGAGCAGGAGAUCACUGAGCUGAAGAAGAAAGAAGCUGAGCUGAAGCAGCUCUUAAACACAGAGGAUCACAACCAGUUUCUCCACAGCUACCCCUCACUGUCAGCACUCAGUGAGUUUACACACUCAUCCAGCAUCAAUAUCCGUCCUCUGAGACACUUUGAGGAUGUGACAGCAGCUGUUUCAGAGCUCAGAGAUAAAAUGCAGGACAUUAUUCGAGAAACAUGGACAAACAUCUCAUUAAUGCUGCCUGAGGUGGAGGUUUUACUUUCAGGACCAGAACCAAGAAGUAGAGCAGGGUUCUUAAAAUAUUCAUGUAAAAUCACACUGGAUCCAAACACUGCACACCCAGAGCUGGACCUAACAGAGGGGAACAGGAAGGUGAGAUGGAGGAGUAAAGCUCUGACUUUUUGUAAAGACCCAGAAAGAUUCACUACUUGUUGUCAGGUUCUGAGCAAAGAGAGUCUUACUGGAUGUUGUUACUUUGAGUUAGAGUGGAAAGGGAGACUUCAUGUAGGAGUCUCUUACAAGAGCAUCAGCAGAGCAGGAAGUUCGAAUGAAUGUCAUUUUGGAUCUAAUGACAAAUCUUGGGCAUUAAUUUGUAACCAUACCGAUUCCAUUUUUUGUCACAACAACGUCUGGACCUCCAUCUCAGGUCCAGUAUCGUACAGAAUAGGAGUGUAUCUGGAUUAUACCGCAGGUAUUCUGUCCUUCUAUAACAUUUCUGAAUCCAUGGUUCUCCUCCACAGAGUCCAGACCACAUUCACUGAGCCACUAUAUGCUGGACUUUGGGUUUGGAAUUACUGCAGAUUACUGUAAACCAGAACAAAAUUACAAUUAUAUUACAAAUGCAAUGAGUUGUUCAGCCCUAGUGCCAGCUCACAACACAUCUAAUCGUUCUGAUAUCCAUAUUGAUGUAUUUGGAUAUGCUGGUUUUUCUUUUACUGUUCUGCAGAACAAA
Messenger RNA from Cyprinodon tularosa, 1898 nucleotides. Its product is annotated as tripartite motif-containing protein 16-like. The transcript has 2 exons. Gene Ontology annotation, molecular function: protein binding; zinc ion binding. The record is from RefSeq and is a predicted model, not a curated record. The coding region runs from base 17 to 1756 and encodes 579 amino acids. NCBI's taxonomy places the organism in Eukaryota, Metazoa, Chordata, Actinopteri, Cyprinodontiformes, Cyprinodontidae.